AUGCACGCUGUCAACUUGUAUGCAUGGCUUCUCUUUGGACUGAGUGGUUCUCUAAGCCACAGCGCCAGUCCUCGCACACGCGCCGAUCCCAGCAAAGAGCAUUUCGGACAGAACCCUAAUGCCCAUCAGCUCUUUGCCGCACCACCGACCAAUGGCCGAGUUAUUGAUCGUACAGGUUGGACGGUUACGUGCGACAGCUUCGAACCUGGCAAUGAGUGCUCGAAAGCUAUUGACGGAGACAACACUACGCUAUGGCACACACAAUACACUAGCUGGUCACCUCCUCCACCUCACACUAUCACACUGGAUAUGGGCUCUACACAUAAUGUCAAUGGCCUCUCAGUCCUACCACGGCAGGACAACAAUCGGCAUGGCAACAUCGCACGGCACGAGAUCUCUGUUAGCCCAGAUGGCACUGACUGGGAGGUCGUGGCUGUGGGCAAUUGGGCUAUGGACGCGCUGACUAAGUAUGCCAACUUUGAGACCAGAAAGGUCCGCUAUACUCAGGUUAAGGUCUGGACUGAAGUUGAGGGUAAUCCGUGGACGAGCAUUGCAGAGCUCCAAGUUUUUGACGCCGGCGCAGAGCCGACCCAGUAUGCUGGUACUGGAAAAUGGGGGCUGACUAUUAAUUUUCCAACCGUCCCCGUGGCCGGUAUGGUUGACCCUCUGAGUGGAAAGAUUAUAAUUUGGUCUGCAUAUGCCUACGAUAAUUACCUAGGCUCAAGUUUUGACCGAGUCUUCACCUCCGUCUGGGACCCAGCCACUAAUGACGUUGAGCCUAAAAUUAUCGACAAUACCGACCACGACAUGUUCUGCCCUGGCAUCUCCAUUGAUGGAACCGGACAGGUUAUUGUCACUGGUGGCAACUCCAAGUAUAAAACGACUUUCUACGACUUUCCGUCCCAGAAUUGGAUAGCUGGUCCCAACAUGAGGAUUCCUCGUGGCUACCAGUCAUCAGCAACCUGCUCGGAUGGCCGCGUCUUCACCAUUGGUGGCUCAUGGAGUGGUGGCGAGAUUGAGCCUAAGAACGGCGAAAUCUAUGACCCCAAGACUAAGAUGUGGACGAUGCUCUCCGGCGCCAAGGUGGAUAAUAUGCUGACGCAGGACAGCCAGGGCGUCUACCGCUCCGACAACCACGGCUGGCUGUUCGGCUGGAGGAACGGCACUAUUUUCCAGGCCGGCCCUAGCACCGCCAUGAACUGGUACUACACCAACGAUAAUGGCAACGUGCAGUCGGCCGGCAAGCGCACGCUGAACCGCGGAGACGACCUUGACUCGAUGUGCGGCAUCGCCGUCAUGUAUGAUGCCACGCAGGGCAAAAUUCUUGCGGCGGGCGGCUCGCCCUCAUACCAGUACAGCAAUGCCCACACCGGCGCGUACAUCAUUACGAUUGGGAACGCAGGCGACCAGCCCACCAUCCAGCCUGCGAGCAACGGCCUGUGGUCGGCACGCGCUUAUGGAACGGCCACUGUUCUGCCCAACGGCAUGACCUUUAUCACCGGCGGCCAGAGCUAUGCGAUCCCCUUCGAGGACAGCACAUCGCAGCUAACGCCUGAGAUGUACGACCCAGGUCGCGAUAGCUUCUUCCAGCAGGCGCGAAAUACGAUCCCCCGCAAUUACCACAGCAUCUCUAUUCUUAUGCCUGAUGCACGUGUCUUUAAUGCAGGCGGCGGUCUAUGCGGCGACUGCAACACGAACCAUGUCGAUGGCCAAAUCUUUAUCCCCAACUAUCUCCUCAACAGCGAUGGCUCUCUCGCUACCCGUCCCACUAUCACCUCGGCAAGUGUGAGCGGUAGCCGCCUUUUAAUUGGUACUGGAGGCGCUGUAACUUCAGCCGCGCUUAUCCGUGUCGGAACGUCCACGCACACCGUCAACACUGAUCAGCGUCGCAUCCCGAUGACGUUGAACCGUCAAUCAAACACAGAAUAUACUGCCCAGCUUCCCACAGACCCUGGUAUUCUGCUGCCAGGCUACUGGAUGCUAUUCGUGAUGAACAAGAACGGCGUUCCGAGUGUCUCCAAGACUAUCAACCUUUCUCUAUAA
Akanthomyces muscarius is the source of this 2043-nucleotide messenger RNA. RefSeq lists its product as uncharacterized. The record is from RefSeq and is a predicted model, not a curated record. NCBI's taxonomy places the organism in Eukaryota, Fungi, Ascomycota, Sordariomycetes, Hypocreales, Cordycipitaceae. The transcript has a single exon. Gene Ontology annotation, molecular function: protein binding. The coding region runs from base 1 to 2043 and encodes 680 amino acids.